Darwinula stevensoni is the source of this 3089-nucleotide messenger RNA. NCBI's taxonomy places the organism in Eukaryota, Metazoa, Arthropoda, Ostracoda, Podocopida, Darwinulidae. The record is from the annotation of a GenBank genome assembly.
GCCACGUCGGUGGAGAAAGCAGCAUGUCUGCCUCUGCGUAACGGGAAAGUGAAAGAAAAAUCCCUGAGCAGCAACAUUUCCGUGGGCUGUUUCGUAUCAGUCUUUCAGCCAAUACAGCGCUGCAUUACGGGGAAACAAACUAGAAGGCAGAUCAUUUUGUUACACAUCUCUUUACCCUGAAACGCUUUCUCGCCAUCUCAAGUAUAUCGCCAUCCUCAAUAGGACCGGGGAUUCAGCUAACCAACUGUUGCCCCUAAUCAGUUCUUCCAAGGGGAUCGUCCGAUCCCCUAGGUCCUGUCUGGUUAAUUAUGGCAAGUCCACGAACAAGAAGGGUAUUGAAUGAUCUUCGGGUCAGAGAUGGGAACAAUGCCUGCUUUGAAUGUGGUGUGUUGAAUCCGCAAUGGGUUUCCGCCACGUAUGGCAUUUGGAUCUGUCUUGAAUGCUCAGGGAAGCAUAGAGGCUUGGGUGUACAUCUUUCCUUUGUGAGAUCUGUGACAAUGGACAAGUGGAAAGACAUUGAAUUGGAAAAAAUGAAAGUUGGUGGAAAUCGCCAGGCAAGGGAGUUCUUUAAAUCUCAAGAAGAUUUUGAUGAGUCACAGCCUAUUGCUGAGAAAUAUAAUACAAGAGCUGCUGCUCUCUAUCGAGACAAGGUCUCAACUCUUGCUGAAGGGAAGUCAUGGAGCAUUGAUACAUCAUCUGCCAGGAACUUUGUGCCUCAUUCAAUACCCAAAACAUGGUCCUCAUGUAGUAUAAAGUCUGAUCCUGGUAUCAGAGAACCUUCUGAGGACUUUGAUUCUUGGAACUUUAAAGAUCCUCGAAUCAAGACUGCAACAGAAGAUUUCUUCUCCAGGAAGCAGUCAGAAAAUUCCAUCCGUCCUGACGACUUGCCCCCCAGUCAAGGAGGAAAGUACUCAGGCUUUGGCUAUUCACGACCACAACCUCCAAAGAGUUCAUCACAAGAAUUUAUUGACUCUGCUUUUUCAUCCCUUGCAUCUGGCUGGUCAGCUAUUACUCUAAAUGCCAGCAAGUUUACUUCAAAGGCUUCAGAGAGUGCUGCUCAAUGGGGAUCACUGGCCACACAGAAGAUGUCAUCCCUUUCUGAAACAGUCAGUCAAAAAGUGAAGGAUGGGACACUUCUAGAAGAUGUAUCUAGUCAAGUCACCAGUCUUGCUUCUAAAGUUGGUGAUAUGAGCAAGAAAGGGCUCAAGGAUGUAUCUUCUAUAUUUGGAGAGACUGGAGAACUAGCAAGUCCAGCAGAGAAAGCUGGUUUGCUGCAGGAAGAUGACCAGGAUUCUAAGGCCAAGAAACUCAGUGGAUGGAAAGAAGAGGACUGGAGUGAUGGUUGGAGUGAAUUGGGUGAGGCUAAAGUCAAUCGAAAGUAUGAGAAGAAACCUAAGCCACUUGAAGGGGAUGUUCUACUUGGAGGAGCCCAACAUCAUGAUGGAGGCAAAAAGCAGUCUGAGCCUGAUGAAUGGGACAUUCUAAAUUCAUGAUUUUGAGGCAUUGAGAACUUAGAUAUGUGAAAUGUUUCCAUGAGUCAUCUCAACUGCCCUUAUAGAAGCAUGGAAUAUCUGUCAAGAGACUAGUUUCAUUUCCUUUGAUGGUCUACUUGAAGUGGUCUGAUGUGAUAUAGCUGACAAGCCUAUCUCAUGCAAGAAUGCAUACUGAUUCUUAAUGAUAAUGAAUCUGUGUGGAUUUUUUUAGCAUGAAUUCAUCAGUGCAUUGCAUGCUCCUAAGAAUCAAAUCAAGAAUUACUUUCAGGUGUCUUUUUUGAAGUUGAUAUAGCUGGAAUUACUGUACUGAAAGAUUGGGAACACUUUCAAGUGAGCAACAUUUAUGAGUCAUUUUGAUGGUUUUGGCUUCAUAUUUGUGUCUUCUUAGUAUUCAUUGAUAGAUGAUUUACCCCUGCAGUGAAAGCCACACUGGGCUAUUGUGAUUUUAUUUUCACUUUUUUAUUUAUUAUGUAUCAUACAGAAGUUUCAACAGUUAUUUUCAUGGGAUGCAGAGCAUUUAUUUUAGUAGAUCUUUCAAACGAAAGGGGCCAAGUAUAACUAUGUUCUGUGGGUGUGUAUGAAUGCUACCACUUUUUUAUGGUAAUAUCUUGAACAAUAUUCCAUUGAUUGUGGUGAAAUUUAACCUGUGUAUACAUACAGGUAUGGGCAAAAUACAGGCUGGGAUUAUUGGCAAAGUUUCAUGCAAGAACAAACAUUUAGCCAGAGAUUUGGAAUUUGACAACUGUUACACCACCUGAUGAGUGAUGUGUCAAAAAGAUGUGGCAGUACACCUCAAUCCUUUACCCUUGUGUGCUCCAUCCCCAGUCACUGUUGUGCCUUGUCAGGACUGUAGUGUUUUUAUUUAGUUUGCCUUGGCUAGAUGGCCAUGCUAACAUUCCACCUUCCAAGUUCCUUCUUCAAGUUAUGACUUUUCAAAGUAGAAUCAUACUGCAAUACACUGCACAUACUGUUAGGCAUGCCUUAUACAUGACAAUGCACAUAGUUUGGCUCCAUUCAGAAGCAAAUUAUAAGAGAUAGAAUUGAUCAGCAAGAAAUUCAAGUGAGCCAUUUUUGAGAUUCCCUUCCUCUUGUGGGAAGUUUAAUGAACAUUGAAUGGUCUGGAGAAAUUCAACCAUCAACAGUUUUCACCAUAUGCUUUGAAAGUGCCGUAAAUUGUACAAUCAUUGAAGAGAAUAUGGUCUGCAAGACAUAACUCUGCCACCAUCGUAAUCAGUGUUUGUUCCAAACUCCUUGUUAGGCAGUUUUCCUACUAUGUGUUCUUGGUGUAAAAACUAUAAUGGUGUACUGGUACUAGUUUUGAGGUAUGGAAAUCUGUCUUGUAAAUAUGUAAUCCUUUUUUUUUUCAAAUAUCUUUGGAAAAUCAUGUCUUCCUACCUCCAAAUUCAAAUGGGUUGUAUUUUAGCUUACCCUGAUGGCACAUCCCCCCUUCCAAAUCUGAAUGAAUGCUUUUGCUUUAAAGAUGCCCUUUGUCCACCAUUAUAAAUGAAAUUGUCACAUUUUUCAGGGAAGGUCUGUUCUUUUAAGGUAACAAUGAGUUGAGGCUGACUCCUUGCAUAUAAAUGCUAUGAGAAAUCA